GUGGGCGGCGGCGUUCCGCGGGCGGAAAGGAAGGAGGCGGUGGGAAGGCUGUGCGCUGGCCGCUCCUCCCCGCCCCCUUGCCUCGGCCCUGGUGGGGCUGGAUGGGCAAGUUGAGCGCGAUGGCUCGAGCCCUGGCGGUGGCGGUGGUGGCCGGAGGCGGCGGCGCCUCCUCCUCCUCGCCCCGGCGCCGGCGGUGAUCGGAGUGAGCGGCUGCGGCCCCCAAUGAGACUGUUCGCGGGCUGGCUGUGCCUGAGCCUGGCGUCCGUGUGGCUGGCGCGGAGGAUGUGGACGCUGCGGAGUCCGCUCACCCGCUCCCUGUACGUGAACAUGACGAGUGGCCCAGGCGGGCCGGCGGCGGCCGCGGGCGGCAGGAAGGAGAACCACCAGUGGUAUGCGUGCAACAGAGAGAAAUUAUGUGAAUCACUCCAGGCUGUCUUUGUCCAGAGUUACCUCAAUCACGGAACACAGAUCUUCUUAAACAACAGCAUUGAGAAAUCGGGCUGGCUAUUUAUCCAGUUAUAUCAUUCCUUUGUGUCAUCUGUUUUUAGCCUGUUUAUGUCUAGAACAUCUAUCAAUGGGUUGCUAGGAAGAGGAUCAAUGUUUGUGUUUUCACCAGAUCAAUUUCAGAGACUGCUUAAAAUUAAUCCAGACUGGAAAACCCAUAGACUUCUUGAUUUAGGUGCUGGAGAUGGAGAAGUCACGAAAAUCAUGAGCCCUCAUUUUGAAGAAAUUUAUGCCACUGAGCUAUCUGAAACUAUGAUCUGGCAGCUUCAGAAAAAAAAAUACAGAGUGCUUGGUAUAAAUGAAUGGCAGAAUACAGGGUUCCAGUAUGAUGUCAUCAGCUGCUUGAAUUUGCUGGACCGCUGUGAUCAGCCCCUGACUUUGUUAAAAGAUAUCAGAAGCGUCUUGGAGCCAACUAGAGGCAGGGUCAUCCUUGCCCUGGUCCUGCCCUUCCAUCCCUAUGUGGAAAACGGUGGCAAGUGGGAGAAACCAUCAGAAAUUUUGGAAAUCAAGGGACAGAAUUGGGAAGAACAAGUGAACAGUCUGUCGGAAGUUUUCAGAAAAGCUGGCUUUGUUAUCGAAGCUUUCACCAGACUGCCAUACCUGUGUGAGGGCGACAUGUACAAUGACUACUAUGUUCUGGAUGACGCUGUCUUUGUUCUCAAACCAGUAUAAACACAUGAAGUCCGCCCCAAGAAUGCAACCUCCAGAAAAGAGGGUCUGUGUUCGCGAUUAUGUGACGGGGAGGGCCUUUGGGGACUGCCAUUCUAAGUAUCAUGUAGGAAUUUAAAAAGCCAAAAUACUAAUUAUUUCUUUGUAGUGUGUAAAAGGAAUGUUUUUUUAAAAAACAAAAACCCAACUCUUUGAGGAUUUUUAUCAGCUCUUUACUCAGUAAUGCAGGUCACACUCCUAUCAUGAUGGAAGAUACUUUUUAUACUUAAUUGCAGUAGGGACUCAUUCCCAGACAAAGCAAUAGUCAUGACUUCACUUGGAACCAGUACAUGGAUUGUUUUCAGUAAAAUGAAGACUGGCAAUAAAGCUGUCCAUUCAAUUCCAAAUAUUGGGUAUGAGGUAUUGCCACUGAUAUUCUUCCGUGUUUAGAAAUUCUUUCUCUCUUACAUUAUUCAAGAAAAUGUUCUUAAUCAUGCUAAUAAACUUUUUUUGAGAUGACUUUGGCAUCAUGUUUGAGUUAAUAAAAGGCUCCCUUAGCAUUUUCAAUUGCUUUGGCUUCAGGAGUGUCCAAAUAGUAGCAGAUGACUUAAAUGCUGGGGUCAGGUGGUCCCUUCCUCCGAGCCCCCGAUAGCUGCAUAGAGAUGCAUAGAGAGUCCCCAUCAGGGCACUGCACAUGAGUGCUCACUUCCCGGUGAAGCUUGGGGAAGAAAGCUUCAGAUGGGGAAUUACUGCAAAAUGUGAACAC
This is a messenger RNA of Trichechus manatus latirostris (Florida manatee), 1918 nucleotides long. RefSeq names its product methyltransferase 9, His-X-His N1(pi)-histidine (gene METTL9). The transcript is spliced from 5 exons. The coding region runs from base 223 to 1176 and encodes 317 amino acids. The record is from RefSeq and is a predicted model, not a curated record. Lineage: Eukaryota; Metazoa; Chordata; Mammalia; Sirenia; Trichechidae. Gene Ontology annotation, molecular function: protein-L-histidine N-pros-methyltransferase activity.